AUGCUGCACUGCGGCGAUGGCACAGUUCAACCAAACUUCCUCCCUCCUCCGCCUGCUUGGACGUUAAGGCCACCUCCUUUCUGGGUUGUGAUUGGCAAGACGGGCGGAGCCCUUCGCAGCGAUUGGCGGGUACCGGAGGGAGGUGGGGUAGGUUGCGUGAAGGGUAAUAAAGUUAGUGGGGCUGCCUCGGUGCGCUUUAGACGCGGCAGCGAGUCGGCUCUCUAUGGAGGUGGCGGAGGGAAGUGUUGUGCCGUUGCUGCUCCUGCUGUGCCGUCGGGACCCGGGGAAGCUGACAAGGCCUUAGAGAAGAUUCUUCGUUGUCAAGCCGCCAAAGUGGAGAGUGCGAUUGCAGAAGGGGGUGCUUCUCGUUUCAGUGCUUCUUCAGGCGGAGGAGGUGGUAGGGGUGCACCUCAGCACUAUCCCAAGACUGCCAGCAACAGCGAGUUCCUGGGGAAAACCCCAGGGCAAAACGCUCAGAAAUGGAUUCCUUCACGAAGCACUAGACGAGAUGACGACUCCGCAAAUGACAAAGAACGACAUGAUGCAAUCUUCAGGAAAGUAAGAGGCAUACUAAAUAAGCUUACUCCUGAAAAGUUUGACAAGCUAUGCCUUGAGCUCCUCAAUGUGGGUGUAGAAUCUAAGCUUAUCCUAAAAGGGGUCAUACUGCUGAUCGUAGACAAAGCCCUCGAAGAGCCGAAGUAUAGCUCGCUGUAUGCUCAACUAUGUCUGCGACUGGCAGAAGAUGCACCGAACUUUGAUGGCCCAUCAGCAGAGAGUCAUCCAGGGCAGAAGCAAAGCACAACAUUCAGACGCCUCCUAAUAUCUAAACUUCAAGAUGAAUUUGAAAACCGAACCAGAAAUGUUGAUAUCUAUGAUAAGCACGAUGGUCCCCUCCUCCCUGAGGAGGAGGAACAGAGAGCCAUUGCCAAGAUCAAGAUGCUGGGGAACAUCAAAUUCAUUGGAGAACUUGGCAAGCUUGAUCUUAUUCAUGAAUCUAUCCUUCAUAAGUGCAUCAAAACACUUUUGGAAAAGAAGAAGAGAGUCCAACUCAAAGAUAUGGGGGAGGAUUUGGAGUGCCUCUGUCAGAUAAUGAGGACAGUGGGACCUAGAUUAGACCAUGCAAAAGCCAAGUCCUUAAUGGAUCAGUACUUUGCCCGUAUGCGCUCCUUGAUGUCAAGUAAGGAAUUGCCAGCAAGGAUUCGUUUCCUGCUGCAGGAUACUGUGGAGUUGAGAGAACACAACUGGGUUCCUCGCAAAGCUUUUCUUGACAACGGACCAAAGACUAUCAAUCAAAUCCGUCAAGAUGCAGUAAAAGAUCUGGGAGUUUUUAUUCCUGCUCCUAUGUCUCAAGGGAUGAGAAGUGACUUCUUUCUGGAGGGACCCUUUAUGCCACCCAGGAUGAAACUUGACAGGGACCCACUCGGAGGGCUUGCUGAUAUGUUUGGACAAAUGCCAGGUAGUGGUAUUGGUACUGGUCCAGGGGUUAUUCAGGAUAGAUUUUCACCCACCAUGGGACGCCAUCGUUCAAACCAACUUUUCAAUGGCCAUGGGGGUCACCUCAUGCCUUCUGCUCAAUCCCAGUUUGGAGAACUAGGCAAAUCUUUUCUGAAAAGUCAGGGGCAAAGCCAGCUCUACCAUAACCAGAAUCAGGGACUCUUAUCCCAGCAACAAGGACAGUCGAAGGAUAUGCCACCUCGGUUUUCUAAGAAAGGACAGCUUAAUGCAGAUGAGAUUAGCCUGAGACCUGCUCAGUCUUUUCUAAUGAAUAAAAACCAAGUGCCAAAGCUUCAGCCCCAGAUAACUAUGAUUCCUCCCAGUGCUCAACCACCACGCACUCAAACUCCACCGUUGGGACAGCCUCCUCAACUUGGUCUUAAAACAAAUCCACCACUUAUACAAGAAAAGCCUGCAAAGACCACCAAGAAACCACCUCCUUCUAAAGAAGAACUACUUAAACAAACUGAAGCAGUUGUGACUGAGUAUCUGAACAAUGGCAAUGCAAAUGAUGCUGUCAAUACUGUGAGAGAAAUGAGGGCUCCAAAACACUUCAUUCCUGAAAUGUUGAGUAAAGUAAUAAUUCAAUCUCUAGAUAGAUCAGAUGAAGACAAAGAGAAAGCAAGUACUUUGAUCAGCUUGCUCAAGCAGGAGGGAAUAGCUACAAGUGACAACUUCAUGCAGGCAUUCCUGAAUGUGUUGGACCAGUGCCCCAAACUUGAGGUGGACAUCCCAUUGGUGAAAUCCUACUUAGCACAGUUUGCAGCCCGUGCCAUUAUUUCAGAACUGGUGAGCAUUUCCGAACUGGCUCAACCACUGGAAAGUGGCACCCAUUUCCCUCUCUUCCUGCUUUGCCUUCAGCAGUUAGCUAAGUUACAAGAUCGGGAAUGGCUGACAGAAUUGUUCCAACAAAGCAAAGUGAACAUGCAGAAAAUGCUACCAGAAAUUGACCAGAACAAGGACCGCAUGCUGGAGAUCUUGGAAGGGAAGGGGCUUAGCUUCUUGUUCCCACUUCUGAAGCUGGAGAAGGAACUGCUAAAGCAAAUAAAAUCGGAUCCAUCCCCUCAAGCCAUCUAUAAGUGGAUUAAAGAUAACAUUUCACCCAAACUUCAUGUAGAUAAGGGAUUUGUGAAUAUAUUGAUGACCAGUUUCUUGCAGUAUAUUUCUAGUGAAGUAAACCCACCUAGUGACGAAUCGGAUUCUUCAUCUGCUCCCUCUAAAGAGCAGCUAGAGCAGGAGAAACAACUGCUUCUUUCCUUCAAGCCAGUAAUGCAGAAGUUCCUCCAUGACCAUGUUGAUCUGCAAGUGAGUGCUUUAUAUGCACUCCAGGUGCACUGCUACAACAACAACUUUCCAAAAGGCAUGUUACUGCGCUUCUUUGUUCAUUUCUAUGACAUGGAAAUCAUUGAAGAAGAAGCUUUUUUGGCAUGGAAAGAAGAUAUUACUCAAGAGUUUCCAGGGAAAGGCAAAGCCUUAUUCCAGGUAAACCAAUGGCUAACCUGGCUGGAAACUGCUGAAGAAGAAGAAUCUGAAGAAGAAGCUGACUAAAGAACCAGCCAAAGCCUUAAAUUGUGCAAACAUACUGUUGCUAUGAUGUAACUGCAUUUGACCUAACCACUGCGAAAUUUCAUUCCGCUGUAAUGUUUCACAAUAUUUAAAGCAGAAGUGUGUCAAUAGGAUAUCCUCUGCAAAAGGUUUUUGUAGUAUGUCUUAAUAGUCUACAAUAAAAAUAUUUUAGAGUAUCUUUAAUGUUUAGGUAACAGUGUAUUAGCAGCAUGCAAUAAUACAUCAUAAGUUCUCGAGCAGGAGCAGUCUGUUGCAAGGGUCUUCUUUGCCACCAGUUAUCAUAGGCUGUUUUUAAGUUAGAAAACUGAAUAGCAACACUGAAUACUGUAGAAAUGCACUUUGCUCAGUGUAAUACUUGAGUUGUUGCAAUAUUGAUUAUCCAUUUGGUUGUUACAGAGAAUCCUUAACUGUAAUCGAUGGUUGUUGCCGUAAUAGUAUAUUGCCUGUAUUUCUACCUCUAGUAAUGGGCUUUAUGUGCUAGGUUUUAAUAUCCUUGAGCCUGGGCAAGUGCACAAGUCUUUUUAAAAGAAACAGUUUACUUGCACAAAAACUCAUCAGCUGAAGAGAUGGUUUAAUGCCCUUUGGGAGAGGUUUUUUUGUGGGUGUGAAACAUGAAAUGGUGAGACAUUUGAAUUGGUCCCUCUAUUACAGUACUGAAAUUAAGUCUACUUAAUUUAUCAAGACAUGUUCAUGCCCUGAUUUUAUAUACUUGUAUCUAUCAAUAAACAUUGUGAUACUUGACUUGUUUCUUAGUAUUUCCCAGUAGAAGAGCUUUGACUGACAACUGGUUUACUCUCAAAGAAGGAAGCAUUAGUGGGAAUUGCCUGAGACUGGGACCAUCUCUUUUUUUUAAUACAAGUUGUCUUUAGCAUGCAAAUGAGUUCUAAAUAAGGUCACAGAAGAUUACACACUACAGAUCUGCCAUGACAGGAGGAAAAUGAAAUUGUGCUGAAGAAAUGGUAGGAGUUUGCCUGUGGUCUAAUGUAUGCUUUAUCAGCGAGUAUGUAUUUCGACAUCCUAAUGCUUUGGACUUAGCCCAGGUCACAUGCAUAUUUUUAAUCAACUGGCUCUGACUAUUAUUAGCUUGGCCAAAAAGAAAAAAAGGCAAGGAUUUAAUGAUGUUGCAUUGUACAGGCUUGAAAUGUCAUCUAUUAAAUACUCAAAGUACGUUACUUUCUAGAACCUUGUCCCUAGUGAAAUUUCUUCUUAUUGAGAUACUUGGACUUGUAAUUAUUGAAAGGUGAUGUUUAAUAGUGAAACAUUACUGUCUCCUUGACUGAAACUCGGGUUUGCCAGUAAUGGGUGUGCGUUACACUACGUACUGUUUUCUGCAUCAUGGGGGACAAGGAAGCAGAUACGUGAAAACAGAGAUCAUAAAAGGGCUUGCUUUGAGAGGAAGGACUAGUUUGCAUUUGUGCACCUUAAUGUGCUAUGACAGAAAGGAUCUGUUUCUCUGGUUUUGAUGGCAGUUUGCUGUGAAAGGCAAAGCAAGCUUCCUGACCAGCUGGGAAGUAUAUUCUUGUAUAAUUGCAAGUUAGGUGCCUUCAGAUGCCUCAGGAACUUCCUGUACAAUGUGUGGCCCAAUAAAUCUAAGGUCUGUGCUUCUGUAAACCAAAUGUAUUGCUAACAAACUCCUAGAGCACUUCAAUGCUGUCUUUGCUUUUCUGAAGCGUGGCUUAUCUAGUGCCACAGGAGAGCAGCAGGAUAGUCCUGUGGACUCUAGUUCAAUUGAGAAAGGAAAGCAUGAACUACAGUGGAGUGGUUUGAGGUCAGGAGCUGGCAGGUUUUGAUGUAGCUGCAACUCUUGUGUAACAAGUGAGCAGUGACAUCGUGAAAAUUCAUAAUGGUAUGGAGUUCUACCCUAGUCAUUAGGCCGAGUCAGCUUCGCAAAAGGCUUUGCAUCUCUAGAGUAAGGUGAAUGCUAGAUCUACAGGGGCUGCAGGGCUGCCUUUUGUGUUGGUACUUGGGUAAUGAUACUUCUCAACUGCAUGGCCUUUAAUACUCAUUCAGGUUCUGCAAUUAAGUACGUUUUACUGAGCUAGAGAAACUUAAAGUGUAGCUUGAAGGCUCAUUGAUUCCCAAUAACUCUGAAUUGUACAGUUUCACUUUGAGCAUAGCAAGAUGGGUAGCGUAGUGAAAUUCAGCCUUGUUUCAAUAAGGGUUGUGGUUCUCUCUGUUGGUUUAAUUGCUGUUUAAAUUCUCCUCUUUCAGCUGAUGAGUUCAGUGCUGCAGGCCACAAUAAUGCUACUUCUGUAUACUUCAGUUACAGCUUACUAGCUAACCUGUGCAUUUCCCCUGUGCUGCAGAGUGAAGACAGAGGAACCACAAGUCAUGAACAGUCCUAACUAGUAGCUUCCACCAAAAUACACUGUAGAGGUGAGAUUAAAAGGCAGCAGUACAAGAGGUGUAAGUAAAAACUUAAUAUGCAAGUUUCCCAGUUUUGGGAAAGGUUAAGCUAUAGGUAUUUCAAUAGAUAAAGCUUUAUAUUCAUGCCCAGUCUUGUUUGUAACUAGUCAUUAAGUUAGGAAAAGACUAAAAGUCCAAGAGGAUGUAACUGACCAAAGGUGGAAUAAAGCAUAGGGUGUAGAAAAUACUCCCCUAUCAAACAGUUGCAAAAAUCCAGUCUGAACAGACUUUUUUUUUUAAACUGACAUAAAAAGCUCUUAAUACUUGAGAAUGGUACUUCCAUAGCUGUUUCUAGUGCUUGACUGCAGUGCUGGUACCUACAUACAGUCUGGAAAAGGGGCUGACUUGUGUGGCUGUUAACUCUUGAGUUGCAUUCUACUCAUCUGUAAAAGAGAGCAUGUUCAAUUUCACCUA
This is a messenger RNA of Indicator indicator, 5880 nucleotides long. It is a transcript of the gene EIF4G2, whose product is annotated as eukaryotic translation initiation factor 4 gamma 2. Gene Ontology annotation, molecular function: protein binding; mRNA binding; translation initiation factor activity. The record is from RefSeq and is a predicted model, not a curated record. The coding region runs from base 1 to 3042 and encodes 1013 amino acids. NCBI's taxonomy places the organism in Eukaryota, Metazoa, Chordata, Aves, Piciformes, Indicatoridae. The transcript is spliced from 23 exons. Gene Ontology annotation, cellular component: eukaryotic translation initiation factor 4F complex.